CGCGCGCGCUCAGGACGGCGUGCUUGAACCUUGAUGGGAUCUAAGCACAAAAAUUAUCCGUCUCCUCCAGUUGUUACAAACGCCACGGCUAACUUCACGACAAGCCACGAGACGACCAAAGUCGGAAGUCGUCUGUCGUAUACGUGUGACGUGAACUUCCACCCAGUGGGUAACAGAACCUGUCUCCCAGACGGAACGUGGUCCAACUUCACAUGUGAACCGGACCCUGUGUGCCCCGCGUUCUGCGACACAACACGCAACAAGUGCAUUACAAAGAGACAAAGUCGUGGACUGAUGCCCUAGCAACGUGCCCCAACAAUGGAUCUUUGGUGGACAUAAAAACCAAACAAGACUUGAUUUUUAUAAACAAAACAGUGCGUGGUGGGAAGUUCUGGACCGGCCUCAGUGAUCUAGAUAACGAUGGUGUGUGGACGUGGACUGACGGGACUAACAUCACGUAUGACAACUGGUCCGUGGACUCGCCUGUCACUGGGAAGCGCUGUGUGACGUUGGAUGCAACUGGUCGGUAUGAGACAAUCAACUGUGACGAGAAACUCAUGUAUAUAUGCCGAGUUUACCCUGAUUGCCCUGCCCCGCCGCCUGUGGCCAACGCCGUCCCCGCAUACACCUUUCAGCCCAACAUCACCGUAGGUGUCGUGCUGCCAUACACGUGUAACAUCUCCUACAAGCCCGACGGCGAGAUGCGAUGUCUGGCAGGAGGGUACUGGUCCAACUUCACAUGUUCAGGUGGAUGCCCUUUCGAAGAUGGAUACGAGCUGCUUGACAAUCCGAAAUUGUGCGUUAAGGUUUUCGGGGACAAGAAACCAAUAGAAGAAGCACGUAAGAUUUGCCAAGAUUCGGGAGCCAUGUUGAUCGUUUCAGACACGGAUGAGAAAAAUACGGCUGUCAGUGAAUAUGUCAGGAAAAAAUUAGGGCCAGCCAACUAUUUCAUCGGUUUGACGGACGAACGGAGUGAGGGCACGUAUACCUGGGAGAACGGAAACAUCGUUACUUACUCAAACUGGGCUUUUUCGCAGCCUGACAAUAAGGAAAACCGAGACUGCGUACUAGCUACACCAUAUUGGAUUACUACUAUUUGCAGCUAUUCAAAAAUAUUCGUCUGUGAGAAACAAAUCUGAACAUUGCAGCCACAUGUUCGACUAACCUCUGUCUUAAGGAUUUUUCAAAAUCACCCAAAAGUUUGUUUUGUUUAACGACAACACUAGAACGCAUUGAUUAAUUAAUCAUCGGCUAUUGGAUGUCAUAUAUUUGGUAAUUCUGACACGUAGUCAUUCAUCAGCGGAGACGGGGU
Molecule: messenger RNA, 1312 nt
Organism: Gigantopelta aegis
Lineage: Eukaryota; Metazoa; Mollusca; Gastropoda; Neomphalida; Peltospiridae
Product: alpha-N-acetylgalactosamine-specific lectin-like
Exons: 7
Coding region: 558-1139 (193 amino acids)
Source: RefSeq, a predicted model, not a curated record